Molecule: messenger RNA, 1551 nt
Organism: Paramecium pentaurelia
Lineage: Eukaryota; Ciliophora; Oligohymenophorea; Peniculida; Parameciidae
Source: the annotation of a GenBank genome assembly
AAUGGAUAAAGUCUAAUACUCAACAUCUGUGAAGGAUAUCAAUCAAAAUUAUGUUGAAGCAUAAUAUGCAGUCAGAGGUCUUGUGCCAUCAACAGCUGCUAAGAUUUAGGAAGAGAUUAAAAAUGGUAAAUAAUAUCCCUUUGAAUCCAUAACUGAAUUAAAUAUUGGAAAUCCAUAAACAUUUGGAUAAAAGCCAAUAUCAUUUAAUAGAAGUAUAUUGGCAUCAAUGUUGGAUCCAUCCAUUCUUUAACAUUAAUCUGAAGAUGUCUAAAGAAGAGUGAAACAUUACUGUGACAAGAUAGGAUUUUAAAUAGGUGCUUAUAGUUAAUCUCCAGGAUAUCCAGUAGUAAGGGAAGCAAUUGCAAAGUAUGGAAUUUCAUCAUCUAUUAAUAGCUUCAUUCAAAAAAGAGAUGGGACUCUUGAAAAACCAAAUAUCAAUGAUAUAUUAUUGACUGAUGGAGCAUCAGCUGGAAUUACUUUGAUGUUCAAUUUAUUAUUAAAAGAUAAUAAAGAUGGAGUGAUGAUUCCAAUACCAUAAUAUCCUCUAUAUUCUGCAGUCAUUACCUAAUGUGGAGCAUAAUAAAUCCCAUAUUAUUUGGUAGAAGAAAAAGGUUGGUCAGCUGAAUAGACUGAAUUGGAAGCUUAAUAUGAAAAGGCUAAACAAAAUGGGAUCACUCCAAAAAUUCUAGUAUGUAUCAAUCCUGGUAAUCCAACAGGUUAAGUAUUCGAUAAAAAGAGUAUUGUAGAAAUGAUAUAGUAAUGAUAUAGAUAUAUUUUAUAGAUUUGCAUCAGAAAAGAAAAUUGUAAUCUUUGCAGAUGAAGUAUAUUAAGAGAACAUUUAUGUGGAAAAUAAAAAGUUCAUAUCUUUUAGAAAGGUUGCUCUUGAAUUGAAUUUGAAUGUAGAAAUCUAUUCCUUCCAUUCAAUUUCUAAAGGUAUAACUGGAGAAUGUGGACUUAGAGGUGGUUACAUGGAAAUAACUACUAAAGUUGAUCCAGAUGUCCAUUUCCAAAUUCACAAAUCCAAAAGUAUUAUAUAUUAUUAUAUGUUUUAGCUGUGAUGCUCUGUUCUAAUACUAUUGGAUAAUUAAUGACUGGUUUAAUGGUCACUCCACCAACUAAAGAAGAGGGAUGCAAUGAUCUUACUAUUUAACAAUACAAUGAAGAAUGUCGUGCUCUUUUCAGUAGUUUACAAAGAAGAGCAGCUAUUGUUACAUAAUUCUUGAAUGAGACAAAAGGAGUUUCUUGUUAACCAAUUGAAGGAGCUAUGUAUGCUUUUCCAAAGAUUGAGUUAUCAGGUUAGAUAUUUUUAUUUAUCUUUAGAAAAAUUCAUUUAAUUUGCAAAAGAGUAAAAUUAAGAACCUGAUGUUGUUUAUUGUUUGGAUUUAUUGAAAGAAACAGGAUUAGUAGUAGUUCCAGGUUCAGGUUUCCUAUAAUAUCCAGGUACUUAUCAUUUCAGAAUGACAAUCCUCAUUUUACCAGAAGAGAGAUUGUUAGCUAAAAUGAAGAUAUUCAAAGAAUGGCAUGAAACUUAUAUGUCUAAAUUCCAAUGAU